Tupaia belangeri chinensis (Chinese tree shrew) is the source of this 2770-nucleotide messenger RNA. RefSeq names its product cocaine esterase. The record is from RefSeq and is a predicted model, not a curated record. The transcript is spliced from 12 exons. Bases 95 to 1765 code for a protein of 556 amino acids. NCBI's taxonomy places the organism in Eukaryota, Metazoa, Chordata, Mammalia, Scandentia, Tupaiidae.
UGAAUCACUGAUCAGCAGUUAGACUGUCCCAGUAACCUCUGGGUGAAAAGCAGCCCACCUGCAGCAAAGGAAACACACAAACCACCAGUGGACCAUGUGGCUAGACCAGCCCCACCGGUGGCUGAGCGCUAUGGCCUGUGGACUCCUGCUGCUGCUUGUCAGGAGCCAGGGCCAGGACUCUGCCAGCCCCAUCCGGAUCACGCUCACAGGGCAGGUGCAGGGAAGCCUCGUCCAUGUGAGAGGCACUGAUGUUGGGGUCUAUGCCUUCCUGGGAAUCCCCUUUGCUAAGCCGCCUGUAGGGCCACUGCGGUUUGCACCCCCGGAACCUCCUGAGUCUUGGAGUGGUGUGAGGGAUGGGACUUCCUACCCAGCCGCAUGUCUCCAGAACAUCACGGCAAUGAAUUCCAUGGUUCUGUUCUUACGGAAUCUGAGCCUGCCUUCCACCACAUCUGAGGACUGCCUCUACCUCAACAUCUACACACCCGCCCAUGCCCAUGAGGGCUCUCACCUGCCUGUGAUGGUAUGGAUCCACGGUGGUGGGUUUGUGUUAGGCACGGCUUCCAUGUAUGACGGGUCUGUGCUGGCAGCCUUCGAGGACGUGGUAGUGGUCACUAUUCAGUACCGCCUGGGUGUUCUGGGCUUCUUCAGCACUGGAGACCAGCAUGCAGCUGGCAACUGGGGCUACCUGGACCAAGUGGCUGCUCUACGCUGGGUUCGGCAAAACAUCGUUCACUUCGGAGGCAACCCUGACCGAGUCACCAUUUUUGGCGAGUCUGCUGGUGGCAUAAGCGUGUCCUCCCAUGUCGUGUCCCCCAUGUCCCGAGGACUCUUUCACGGUGCCAUCAUGGAGAGUGGUGUAACCCUGUUGCCUGGCCUCAUGGUCAACUCGUCCGACAUGAUCUCCACGAUGGUGGCCAACCUGUCCGCCUGUGGCCAGGUUGAUUCCAAGGCCCUGGUGGACUGCCUGCGGGGCAAGAGUGAAGAGGAGAUUCUGGCUAUUAACAAGCUCUUCAAGGUCAUCCCCAGUGUGGUGGAUGGAGCCUUCCUGCCCACACACCCCAAGGAGUUGCUGGCCUCUGCUGACUUUCACCCUGUCCCCAGCAUCAUUGGUGUCAACAACGAUGAGUUUGGCUGGCUUAUCCCCAAGGAAAUGGACAAAGCUCAAGCCCAGAUGGAAAAAGACAAAGAGACAUUGAAGGCUUUUCUGCAGAACGUAUCAACAGCAAUGCUGCUGCCUCCCGAGUUCACUGACCUGUUGAUGAAGGAGUACAUAGGGGACAGUGAGGACUCCCAGACCCUCCAAGCUCAGUUCCAGGAGAUGAUGGCGGACUUCAUCUUCGUGAUCCCUUCGCUCCAAGUAGCACAUUUCCAGCGUUCCCGUGCCCCUGUUUACUUCUACGAGUUCCAGCAUCGGCCCUACUUCUUCAAGGACAUCAAGCCGCCCCACGUGAAGGCAGACCACGGUGAUGAGAUUAUCUUUGUCUUUGGAUUCUUCUUCAGCAACAACCACAUUCAAGUCACCGAGGAAGAGGAACAGCUGAGCAGGAAGAUGAUGAAGUACUGGGCCAACUUUGCUCGGAAUGGGAAUCCCAACGGUGAGGGUCUGCCCCACUGGCCCGUGCUCAACCAGGAGGAGCAGUACCUGCAGCUGGAUAUCCAGCCCGUGGUGGGCCACGCCCUGAAGGCCCACAGGCUCCAGUUCUGGAAUACUCUAUCCCAGAAGCUCCAGAAGCUGCAGGCUAAGGAGAACCACUCAGAGCUGUAGCUCCCAGCAUCAAGGAGUGAGGGGGUAGGGGUCUGCCUGACGUGGCCACUUGUGUCCACUGAGGUGCUGGGAGUUGCUGCCCUCGUCCACAUAGCCAGUCAUUCAUGCCUCCAUCUGUCCGUUCAGUAAAAAUCUAUGAAGGACCUACUGCGGAAGGUCAGUUGCCAGGGCUUCCAGGGGUUCUCUCUUGUUGGACACACCCAGUAAAUCCCCCGAUGAAGCUGUAGAUGGGUGAACCCCAAAGGAAGCCCACCUUCCCCGAGACCUCACUGAGCCCCGAGCCCCACCUCCCUUCCUCAUCGCAACCUCCUCCCAGCCGUCUCUCCUGCUCCUUGGAGCCUCAGGUCUUCCCCACUUAGAGGGAGGUGUUUUGGGAAAUGUCUACCCCUGGGUGUCAGAAGCCAUGUCACUUCUCUGCCAGCUUCAUGUGUUGUCAUAUAUGUAAGCGGCCAGUAGAAAACAAGAAGUCCUGGUAUCUCAGUCUGUUCGGAGUGCCAGAAAUACUGUAAACCAGGUGCUUUAUCAACCAAAUACAUUUAUCGCUCACAGUUCUGGAGGCUGAGAAGUCCAGGGUCAAGGGGCCAGCAGAGUUGGUGCCUGGUGAGAGCUCAUUCUCUGGUUCACAAGUGGCACCUUCUCACUGUGACAUCACACAGGGGAAGGUGCAAAUGAGCACCCUUGGCCCUCGUAGAUGGGCGAACCCCAAGGAAAGCCCACAUUCCCCAGCACCUCACUGAGCCCUGGAGCCCAUCCUCCCUUCCCCACCACCUUUGAGCAAACCCCAAAGAGCACCAAUCCGUUCCCCUGCCAAAGGCCCUACCUCUUAAUGCCAUCACACUGGGGGCUUAGUUUUCAACAUAGGAAUUUGGGGGGACAUAAAUAUUCAGACAGUAGCACCUGGAGCUCCGAGAUCUCAGCCACUGAAGUUUCCGACUACUGAAAAUGUGAACCUUUCUCCUGCUCCUAUUUCCUGCCCACCUAGAUUAAACGUCAUCUACCACUGAC